AUGAAGUUAUCAUUUUUGCUGCUAUGGCUGUCAGCCAUGGCGAAAAAGUCGCCAAAGUCGCCUAAGCAUCCCAAAUCUCCAAAAUCUCCGAAGCAGAGACCACCAAACGUGAACAACGGUGGGUGGGAUUCAGGAAGUAACAGUGGCUCUCGUCCACCAUAUGAAGGUAGUAACAACGGCUCAAGACCACCAAACGGUGGAAACAACAAUGGUUAUCCUCCUUACGGAGGGAGCAAUAGUGGCUCCCGACCCCCUUACGAUGGGAGCAACAAUGGCUCUAGGCCACCAAAUGGAGGAAACAACAACGGAUAUCCUCCGUAUGGAGGGAGUAACAGCGGAUCUCGUCCUCCCUAUGGCAGCAAUAAUGGCUCCCGACCUCCUUACGGUGGAAGUAACAGCGGAUCCAGACCUCCAUAUGGCAAUCAAUACCCGAGUAGUGGAAACAACGGAUACCCACGUCCUCCAUACCAACAGUACCCUCCUUAUCAAGGAAACAACUACUACCCUUCCUACAACAAUGGCGGGAGCACCUCAGGCAGUCGAUACCCCUCAUCUUCUCAAAGAGACUACGGUCAAAAUCGAUACAACAGGUAUAAUCAGUGGCAAAGUGACGAACCAGUUGCAAAUUUCCAAAACGAUGGCUACUACUCAGGUGGAAGUCGAUAUCCUCCAACAGACGGUGCCACUGACGGUUCUCGUGAUCCCUACGAAGGAACUUCAGGGAGUAAACCUCCGUCAGUAGGCGGCAACAACUCGGGAAGCCGCCCUCCUCCAGCAGGUGGAAGCAAUUCUGGAAGCAGACCUCCACCAAGCUCUGGCAGCAAACCUCCAUCAGUUUCCGGCCCCUGCCCGAAAACUCCGGACGUUGGAUUUCCCUUCAAUCAAGCUACUUGCUAUGAUAACUACAAUAAGAUAAUUUGCAAAGCAGCUUGCAGAAACAGACGAUAUCAAUUCGUCGAAUGCAAACGAAGCGGAUACAACGCGAACAACUGGCGCUUCAAGAAGCGUUGUUAA
Oikopleura dioica is the source of this 1014-nucleotide messenger RNA. The record is from the annotation of a GenBank genome assembly. Lineage: Eukaryota; Metazoa; Chordata; Appendicularia; Copelata; Oikopleuridae.